AUGGCUUUGGGACCUUGUGCCGAGGCUGCGAAAUUCUCUGGCCAUGACAACGACGAGACUGCCUCUGAUGAGGCUGAUGACCACGGCGGGCCAUCGUUUGUCCAGUACUCAGCUGGUAAGAUUGCAGAUGACCUUGAAGAGUUGAAGGGGAAUGUUAACAACCCAGCUCCCGUGUCCCAAAACGGGACUGCUCUACAGACAGGACGUCUUCUCCCUCGUGGCCAGGAAUGCGAUAAGAAGGCCAUCAUUAGGAAUCCUGCUUUAGGCUCAAGUACGAUACUUGACCUCCCGACAGAGUUGCUCCUUCGAAUCUUCAGAUGGCUUUCGAAGCGGGAGACCUGGUCCGAUGCCAAUGAGACAAAGUGGAAUUUCUCCAGGCUUCCUAAUCAAGGCAUCAAAAACGUUCGACUCUCUUGCAAGCUCUUCGGAGAGGUUGCCUCGGAAUUCCUCAUUGACCAUGUCAGGAUAUAUGUGUCAGAGCGCUCUCUCGCCCAUUUCGAAGAAAUUUGCCGUCACCCGCGCAUUAGCCGAUGUAUACGCGCAGUUGAGGUCUGUCUUGCGCAAUACGACAUCGCCAUGGCCAACGAUCUCGCUCUAUUCACUGGGGACUUCAUCGACGAGCUGGACCGACAAAGGUCCGGAACCCCUGAGGAGAUAUAUAAGGCUCAGGCUAUUGCCAAUACAUGGCGCAGAGCUUUGAAGGCAUAUGAAUCUGGACAUUACAUUACAUUGGAUAACUUUGGCACCGAAGCGAUCGGCUACAUCAAAGCUCUCGAAGAAGGUUAUGACGGCUAUUGUCAUAACUACGAAAAGCAGCAAAUUUUGCUUCAAGAAGGCAGCUUCACUAGCAGACUUGCGGCAGCGAUGGCAGAACUGCAACAAGCAAAGCACCUUGAAGUGUCUGACUGGGACUUCGUUCACUGGGGACAUCACUGGCAAGGAAAUCGACGCCUGGACGUUUCCAACAACAGCUCACUGAGUCAUAGCUUGUCCAACUGGCGCAUUCCAUUCAGUGAGGUCCAGGGGUACGAACUUUUGCCCACAAUCCCGGAUCUCCUGUGCAAGUUGCACCCCGCUGGAAGGAGCAUUACCUCGCUCAGCUUUGAUAUCUCACGCUCGUUCAACGACUCAUAUCUCCAGUUCUCUUUACCUGAACAUCAGCAAGAGCAACUAAGUCUUGCUUUGAAGGAACUGAGAUCCUUCAGAUUCGAGCACCGCGGUAUCAUAGCAUUGACCCCGAAGGCAUUCCGGGCAUUGUCAUGCUUCUUGAACGCUUGUUUGAAAUCUAACAAGCUUGAAUGCCUCGUGAUUAACGCAGGACAUUGGUCAGAGCACAGCACAAGCCUAAUCAGCACGCGGUCGUGGCCAAAGUUGAGGCACGUGGUGCUGGAGCGAUUCGGAAUCACUGAGCGCGAUCUCGAUCUCCUAACUGAAGCCAGCCCGUCCUGGACAGAAGGACAGCUGGUUCUUGACGAAAUACGCCUCGUGAGCGGCACAUGGGCCAGCGUCCUCGAUGUAUUGCGCCAAAGGCGCAUUCGCUUGAGCCUAGGCUACUCAGGAGGCGCGGAGUGCGAUACACGUGGUCACACCUGGGCCUGCGACAUUUUUUGCAAGCGCGAUGAUGGUCAUGGACCUAGUCUUGCCGAGCUCUAUGUCCGGGGUGAGGACAUGCCUAAUCCCAUCCAACCCCUCUGA
Molecule: messenger RNA, 1695 nt
Organism: Diaporthe amygdali
Lineage: Eukaryota; Fungi; Ascomycota; Sordariomycetes; Diaporthales; Diaporthaceae
Exons: 1
Coding region: 1-1695 (564 amino acids)
Source: RefSeq, a predicted model, not a curated record